AUUGGCAGGAGCUGUGGUUCUCAGAUUGUGCGACGGUGUUCAGGUGACGUGAAAACAGCAAGCAAAGCAUCUGACAUUACUAAAGUACCUCUGAGCAAGUCUGUUGAAUGGUUGCCUCGACCUGUAUAUGCGACAGUGUCUAGUACACCAGCUCAGACACAAGUAACAACUCUUGACAAUGGCCUGCGUGUGGCAUCUGAGCCAAAGUUUGGCAACUUCUGCACAGUUGGAGUUGUCAUUGACAGUGGCAGUAGAUAUGAGGUGGCAUAUCCAAGUGGAAUCUCUCACUUCCUUGAAAAACUUGCUUUUGGUCGGACCGUUAACAUGACCCGCGAUGACAUCAUGGGAAAGUUUGAGAGACUUGGCGGGAUUUGUGACUGCCAGUCUUCGAGGGACACAUUUAUUUAUGCUACUUCAGUGGAAUCCAAGGGUAUGCCUGAGGCUGUAGAAGUGUUAGCGGAAGUUGUCCUCCGUCCUCAGCUGCUGCCUGAAGAGGUUACAGAUGCAAGAAUGGCAGUGACUUUUGAUCUGGAGGACCUGCAGCUCAGGCCAGAGAAGGACACUUUGCUGAUGGAAAUGAUACAUGCUGCUGCAUACAGAGACAACACGCUUGGGCUUCCCAAGAUCUGCCCACCAGAGAAUGUGAUGAAGAUUGACAGGUCCACCCUCUUCACCUACCUGAAGAAACACCACACUCCCUCCCGCAUGGUUCUAGCAGGUGUGGGGGUCAACCACGAUGCUCUCGUCGAGUGUGCACAGAAACACUUUGUGGACCAUCCAGCCAUCUGGGAAAUGGAGCCAGCAUUGGGGAGCUCUCGCACCAUUGAAGUGGAUCGGUCAGUGGCUCAAUACACGGGCGGGAUUAUUAAGGAAGAUGCAGAUCUCUCUGAUGUAUCACUGGGCCCAAACCCUCUGCCAGAGUUAGCACACUUGGUAAUUGGCUUAGAGUCUGUUGGCCACCAGCACAAAGACUUUGUUACGUGCUGCGUCUUGAAUAUGAUGAUGGGAGGAGGUGGAAGCUUCAGCGCAGGUGGUCCUGGCAAGGGCAUGUACACACGUCUCUAUACAAAUGUUCUUAAUAGAUACCACUGGAUGCACAAUGCGACUGCAUACAACCAUGCAUACAGUGACAGCGGUCUCUUCUGUAUCCAUGCCUCAGCCCAUCCCUCUCACCUAGGAGAACUCACACAGGUGUUGACCCGGGAGUUUGCUGCAAUGGCAGGACACGUCGGGAAGGAGGAACUACAGCGUGCAAAGGUGCAGCUCCAGUCAAUGCUGUUGAUGAAUCUAGAAAGUCGUCCUGUAGUUUUUGAAGAUAUUGCUCGCCAGGUGUUAGCCACAGGUCAUAGGCUACAGCCACAGCAUUUUAUGGAUCUUAUUAAAAAUGUGACUGCUGAUGAUAUAGUCAGAACUGCAGGACAGAUGUUGCGUGGAAAGCCGGCUGUGUCUGCUUUAGGAACACUUGAUCGUCUACCAAACAUCUCAGAUAUUGAAAGUGCAUUAUUACAGAAGGAUGGACAAUUGCCUUCCAGAAGGAGAUUCACAAUUUUCCGAUAACUAGGUUUCCUUAAUACCGCUUAAUAUAUUGAUCAUUAGUGUUGCAGAUAAGUAGGGAGACUAAAAUAAUGUACGUAGAGUUUCAUGUGCUCAGUAUCAGUCUAGCAUUGUGGAUAUUUGAGUGUCUGUGGAUGUCUACUGUGAAAGCUCAUUUCCAUGCUUCAGGGAUAUUUGGCAUGAUUUGUGUCACAGUUAUUAAUGUAUGGAUGGCAUCCAUAGAUAAUGUGAGUGUGGCUGACACUGAUAAUGAAGUGCAAAAGAAACUUAAUUUACUAGUCUUUUCUAAGAAAAUGUGAUAAGGACAAACAGGUUUAUAAAGUUUGCAUUCAAGGGGAGGAAGAAUUAUGUAGAUAUAGAUCAGAGGAAAAUAUUUUUUACAUGAUGUCCACAAGGUUCUGGAAUAGGAUAGCAAACAGAAUAUCAAAGCAAGACUAUUGUGCAACAAUGUAAAUAUAUUAAGAGUUUUAUUUGUUAGGUGCCAAAAUAAAUGGCUCCCUGUUGCUCACAAGCUCAAAGAAUUUAAAGAUAUAAAGAAAAGCAAAUAGAAGUGUGAAUACCAGUUUUGCUGUUUUAUCCACUUGAGAAAUUCAUUUGGCUUGGAUUAUAUUAAGAAUAUUUAAAAAAUUGUAAGGGUUGUAUGCCAGAAAAAUAGCUUUAUUAUAAAACAUAACCAUUUUUUAUAUAUAUUCUUUGUGGUGUUAUAUAACAUUAACAUCUAGAAGCAUUCAACAUCUUGGAUCACAGGAGGCAUGUUUUUUGAGGCUUUAAAGACCAAACCUCAACUGAAAACUCUCUUUCUGUUAUUUGGCUUGUACUAGUAUAACAGAAAUUAAUGCAGAAUGGUCUUUUUCCUUUGUUCUGUUGAUUUAACUUGUUUAUUUUUCUUUCUCUCUCUCAAGUACAGGAAACUUGUGCAACAAGGUCAUGACUCUUAAGGCUAAUAUUUCCCUCCCUUACUCAAGAUCUUAGCAGUGUGGAUAUACUGUACUCAGAAUACUAUAUAAGUAGGAGUUGGCUGUGGGUCAGUUAGUUCACAUUGCAUUAUAGCAAGAGAAAUGAUGGGUGUAGGUAAUGUUAAACUCAGUAGGAUCACAAGAUACUUUGGAUGUGAUUUCAAGGGUAGGAUUGUAUUCAGAAUGAAGUUGAGAACAAAAGGGAUGAUUCUGAGGGCACUAUGGUGUACAUUUUAGCAGUUGUUAAAUGAAGAUUAGGAAUAUCCAUUUUGUUAAUCCUUCAACUGCAAGUAAUAAAAUAUGGUUGAAUGGACUUCAAUUUGUUGUAGAAAGAAGAACAAAAAAACAAUGUUAAACUAAUGUUUACAUAGAAAAGACUAUUGAGCCCAAUAUUGCAUAUAUUUCAGCAUAUAGUAGUGAAAGGUUGGGUAACAGGAUUAUUAAAUUAGUUAAAUUUCCUUGAGAAGGGAGGAGCAUAGAAAGGAGAAAAGACCUGAAAAAAAUGAAUUUUAGGGAAUCAAUCAUUACAUUUGCUUCAGACUUGUUCAUCAUAGUUCUUAAGAAUGUCUGAAAUUUGGUAUGUGAUAAAUGUAGGUUGCUUGGAAAGCAUCAGCUGGCAACUGAUAUGCUUUAUUAACAAUUUUACAUUUAAAAUUGUAGGGGUUUGCAUCUAGGAUUUCGAUGGCAACCAUUUUUUCCACAUGUGGAUGUAUAACCACUGUGUAAUUUUGCUAAAAUUCCAAUAUUAUGAAUAUGGUCUGUCAUUUGCUUUAAUGCUAUGUGGCCUCUUCAGGUGACCAAAAUGAGCCAUAGUAUCCUCUGCCUAACUGCAGCACAUUGCUUUUGUAAGGGAUGGGACAUCUCUAAAUAUCUUUCAGGUAUAGAAGUCUUCACUAUUUCAGCAAACAGUGAGAGUUAUGGAUGCCUGUCUGACUGCACUGAGCUGAUGAUCUGAAUUACAAUUGUCUCCUUAAUAAGUUACAAAACCUCAUUAGCAUUUUUUGAAGGGAACUCAAAAACCAGCUGGGUUUGUGUAUAAGAAUACUCAUGUAAAUCAAAUUUUGUAAAAUCUGAUUUGUGUUUUUUUUUUUUUUAUGACAAAAAAAUCAUCUUAAAAUAUUCACUUGCUAUAUGAUUUAGGCAUUUUUACAGUAAAGAAAUACUCAGGAAAAAGAACAAAGAAAUAUGCAUUCAUAGUUAAUCACUUUAGAAACAUUAAAAGCAAAUAGUUAACCAUAAGAAGCUAAGUGAUGACAGAACACCAUUGCACAAUUGUGAUACAUAAUAGUGGAGUGUUCAAGUUAAAAAAAAAAGAGAAAAAGAAAAUAGACACACUAUAUUGUAAAGUUCAGAUAUCCUUUCUCCUGCUAUCACAAAGUAUAUAAUGGUAUUGUAUUUGUGUUUCAUAAAAGAAAUUGGUUUACUAAGAGGCGAAAGUUUAGUGCCUUUCAAGAAUAUUACUACAUAGUAAUAUGGUUUGAUCUUUCAUUGUUCAACCAAAAUUGUCUCAUUUGUGGAAUGAUUUUUUGACUGAAAGAUUUAGCAGGUGCUAAUAGAAGUGCCAAUUAAAUUAUGUACAGUUCUCAAUUACACAGUGAACCUAUGUCCAAUUCCGUUUUGUUUUGCUUUGGGAUGUUUUUUUCAUGAAUCCAAGUUCGUAAAUAUGUAAGAAAACGUCAGAUGGGGUAUUCUUUACUCAUUGUAAGUAAUGUAUUCCAUGCAGUUACAGUUUCUGUUUAUGAAUAACCUGGAUAUUGUCUGCAGAAGUAUGGAAAAUUCAAUUCAUAUUCCAUUAAGAGAAGUAAAUGAAGAAUGUUGUUGGAUAUUAAAUCUAAUUGUUUAGGAAUUUGGUAUCAAUAGAAAAUUGGGAAAAAAUAACUUGUACAUUUGCACAGAUGUCAAUGAAAGAAUAAUUUUUAAAAAUAUUUUUUUAUAUUGGUUGAAAUGGACAAAUUAAUUAAGAAAUAAUGAUAAGUAAUUUUAAUUGCUGAAUCAAAUUAUGUGCACACAUUUGGAGCUUAAGGAUCCUUAUUGUAUUAAUGUGUGUGAUUGGGUUUUGUACUUCAAAGGUUCUGUUUUGUAGGUUUUGUAAUCACCCAAUCCAUCGGAGCCCAGUUUAUGCUUUUGUAGUAUUAUUGGUAAUAUAGUUAUCAUUUGUAUGAUCAUGCUUAUUGUUCUCUUUAUUAUCAUUUUGUUUAUGGUCAUUAUUAUUAAUAGGCAUUUAUUUUUAUACGUGUUUGGAUCUUCAGAAUUUUUGUAUAAAUUAUCAGUCACACACCAUUUUCACGUAUUCCUUAGUGGAGUUUAUCUUUUUCUCAGCGUGGAAUAUGCUGCUGCUUGGGCCAGGGCUACUGCAGUCUUGUAUCAUGUUGUAAAUAUGUAAAAGAUUUGUAAUAAAAAAUGUUGUUCA
Penaeus indicus is the source of this 4920-nucleotide messenger RNA. RefSeq names its product mitochondrial-processing peptidase subunit alpha-like. The record is from RefSeq and is a predicted model, not a curated record. Gene Ontology annotation, cellular component: mitochondrion. The annotation marks the transcript as partial. The transcript has 11 exons. Gene Ontology annotation, molecular function: metal ion binding. NCBI's taxonomy places the organism in Eukaryota, Metazoa, Arthropoda, Malacostraca, Decapoda, Penaeidae.